Molecule: messenger RNA, 3422 nt
Organism: Lytechinus variegatus (green sea urchin)
Lineage: Eukaryota; Metazoa; Echinodermata; Echinoidea; Temnopleuroida; Toxopneustidae
Gene: slc35c2
Product: solute carrier family 35 member C2-like
Exons: 10
Coding region: 100-1257 (385 amino acids)
Biological process (GO): UDP-glucose transmembrane transport
Cellular component (GO): cis-Golgi network; endoplasmic reticulum-Golgi intermediate compartment; Golgi apparatus
Molecular function (GO): antiporter activity
Source: RefSeq, a predicted model, not a curated record
AACUACGUUACGGUAUUAACGAAACGACACGAAGGCGAAUCAGUUCCGGCGACAGGUUACUAUGUAUUCUAAAUUGGGUUGAAUACUCGUAUACCAAAGAUGACAGAUGAAAGAAAGCAACAAAGUAGGUUGACCAGAAGGAUCAACAAAUCAGUGUAUAAUAUAUCACCGCCGAGUCUAGUGAAAUCAAGAUGGAUGCAGGUCAUUCUCCUAGGGAUCAAAGUCAUUGCACUUGUGCUCUUCUACUAUACAUUUUCAAUUAGUCUCACAUUCUACAACAAAUGGCUAUUUCAGGAUUUUAGAUACCCACUUACUAUCACCAUCAUUCACCUUGCUGUGAAGUUUGUUUUAGCUCUUAUUGUGAGAAGUUUGCUCAGAGCUUGUACCUCAAUAAAACCAGUCUCUCUCAACUGGACAACGUAUCUUAAGAUAGUCACACCAACAGGCAUGACAAGUGCGUUGGACAUUGGAUUUUCAAACUGGAGUCUUGUAUUCAUUACCAUUUCCUUGUAUACAAUGUGCAAGUCAUCUGCAAUCAUUUUCAUCCUCAUCUUUGCAAUAGUUUUCGGUCUUCAAAAACCACAUUGGAUGCAGGUUAUCAUUGUAGUGCUCAUAGCUGUGGGUCUAUUCAUGUUUACGUAUGAAUCAACUCAAUUCAACCUUGAAGGAUUUAUCUUAGUGCUUGCAGCAUCUGUUCUCAGUGGUCUUAGAUGGUCAUUAGCUCAAAUAUUAACUCAAAAGCAAGAAACAGGUCUACAUAAUCCUAUAGAUAUAAUAUACCAUCUACAGCCUGUGAUGAUAAUUGGGUUGCUCCCACUUGCUGUCGGUGCUGAAGGAGUAAAGAUCUGUACAACAGAGGCCUUUCUAGGUUUUAGUGACAUUCAGGUGCUUAUAGGAACAUGUGCCAAACUUCUGCUGGGAGCUUGUUUGGCUUUUAUGUUAGCCAUGUCAGAAUACUUACUUCUACGGCAAACAUCAACGUUAACUCUGUCAAUAUCAGGAAUAUUUAAGGAGAUCUGUACUUUAUACAUUGCCUCAAAAAAGGGAGAUGAAAUGUCACUUGUAAAUUUCCUAGGAAUGAUCGUCUGUUUGUCUGGAAUAUCAUUACAUGUGGGAUUGAAAGCAAUAGAAACAAAAAGUUCUUCAAAAAUGUCUCCAAAUGAUAUCAAUGGGGACAUGGAAAACCUUCUAAAUGAUGAUGGAAGCAGCGAUGAGGAUGAGCUCUUUGUCAGGAAAAGGAUUGAUACACAGUUAUAGUAGGAGGCCUGUCAGAAUAGGCAGCUGAAGGGAUUACAGGUGCCAUUUUAUUUAUAUUACAGUGACUGUACAGUUUUGGAUCAGGAGGGGUGGUGUUUCACAAAGAUCUAAGUAUGACGUAGAGUUGCACCUCGAUGUCAAAUUGCGUGCCGAAUAAAAGGCAUUACCGCAUUGGUCAAAUCAUGCUAAGAAGACGUGCACUGCUUCGUAUUAGUCAAUAAGAUUGCAUGUUAAAUAAUCAUGUGUGCUUCUGCACUAAGCAUGACUUUAAGUCACACUACACCCCACCCCCAGGAGAGUCUUUCACUAACCUUUGUUGGCUGACAAGUUGUAGGAUCAUAACACUUUCCUUGACUCUGAUUGGCUGAGAAGUACAGUUCCUAUGGUUACUGUUGUAUCAAACUUACUUUGUCGCAUAUGACGUCCUUUUUAAUGACACACUCCCUGGGGCAGGGACCCCCCCCCCAUGACAUAUAGCAAUAGCCAUUGAUAUUUGUGACUGGUUAUUACAAUUCAUUAUACACAAUAAUUAAUGCAACCAAUGACAGGGACCUGAAUUAAUUGUUAAUUGAAAAAACCCUAAUAUUGUACAAAGACAACAUAGAAUAUCAAUAUGAAAUUAUUUCACCAACACUCACACAUUCAGUUUGCCCAUUGUAAUGGGAUUAUAACCUUGAAAAUGAAAAUAGCUAAAAUGGUGCCCAUUUUCAAGAAAGAAAAUUCCUACAUGUAUUGGGAUGUGCCAUCCAUUUGCUUUGUUUUCAGCUUAUUAGAUUCUGGAGAAGUUAAUCUCUUUGUGAAUUAUCAAAAUUAAUGUUUGAAAAUUCAAAACCCCACUUUCGAUAUACAUGUACAUGUAAUGUACUUUUCAUUAACAAUAUUUUGUUGGCUAUUAAUGAUGGCCUGCACACCUUAGAUAUAUUUAGACUACUUUAAUGCUUUUUAUACCAUUGAUCAUAAUGUUCCAUUGCAUGCAUUAUCUUUUAAUGAUCUUUAAGUGAAUGCUUUCAAGUGGUUCAGAAGUUUCUGUCUGAAAGAAAGCAGUUUGUCUGUAGAGAUGGGGUAAAUUCUUGUGCGUAGCCUGUUUUUUGUGGAGUAUCACAAGGAUCUAUCCUUGUCCCAAUUCUUAUUCUGCUACGUAUUAUUAAUUAUUUCUCCCAACUCCUUGAAAAUUUUACUUUCAUCUUUUUAGUUGUGGACUACUCUUGUGUAUUAAUUCUGACAAAGAACUCGGACACUUAUUGCAACAUAUAAACCUAUCGUGACUUGGAUAAUGGUAACAGUUUAUGUCUAAACGUUUUGAAAACUAACAAACAGUAAUUCUUUGUGACCUGUACCUGCACAAAAUUCUUAAGAUAUUUGCCCAAGGGCUGUGCUCGAUGGCAUAGUCAGACCAGUGCCGUACCUAUGAGCCAAAAGAAACAACCAUGUCUUGAAUAUCAGUCCGUGUAUUUUUUUAUGAACCCAAUUGAUAUAAAUUCUAGAUCUCCAAAUAGUAUAACUAGGUAGGAAAUAGCAUCCAGUGGACCAGCUAAAUAUUACACAUUUACUCUGUCGUUCGGCUAUCCUUACUACCUAGGAUUAGGCCCUGUCCUUUGUUAGAGUUAAGUUGAUUAAAAUCUGUCUGGUAGAAGUUUUCAGACAUUCAGGAAGUGUCAUGAAGCAAGCUGUAGUCCAUCAGAAUAAUUGACAAAACAGAGACUGAAGCUUUUGUUCUAAGUUAGACCUUGCUCAAAAACUAUUUAAAAACAAGAUUUGGUCUUAUGUGUCAUUACCUUUCAACCAGUCACAUCACUUUAUAUUUUUUACAUUCUUGACAAGAAUUUCCAUGAUCUUUGGCAAUGUUAACUCACAAAAUUUCAUGUAUACAACUGUAGUUUCAUUGCAAAAUAGGAUUUUACAAUGUAUUUUUAUCCCUCUGAUCACUACUUUGGAGACUUAAUGUCAUGCAAAGGUUAUGGAAGUCAUUUUUUUUUACUUUUAGAAGCAAGGUGUGAAAUAUUAUCCUUGAUCUGGCAAUGGCGGAGGCAUAGGCCUGUAUUCUGAAGUUGGGUUUAAUUUAACCUCUGGUUUUAAGUUGUGGUUUAACUAUGGAAAGCCAGUUGUUACCUAAAUCUCUAAUAGUAGAGGCUCAAUGUAUCAGCUCAUUUGACUCCCAAAACAAU